AUGCCAAGGGGCAAGGACUCCAAGGACUCCAAGGACUCGGCCCAAGCUGAGAUCGAAGUCUUUUCCAAGUCUCUCAACGCGUGGGUACCUGCCAAGGUCUGGCUCUUUGCUUCGGCUGGGAAGAUCACGGUGACCUACACAAUCAAUGGCCGGAGAUGUCGAAAGCACCUGGACCCCUGGACCCAGCAGAUUCGGUCACUUGGGGAGCUGCAGGAGAUGGAUCCAGACAGCAACCUGGCAGAAAUGGAGGAAAUGGAUUUUGUGGGCGACACGCUGCCAAGCUGGGAGGUUGACGAGGAAGCUGAUCCAGAAUUUAGCUUUACUCACCUCUUCGAUGCCCUCUUCUGCGAGAUGCCGAUGAAUGCGACUUUGAAAAGCGCCAUGAACGCCGCGGCCCAGAAGCAGGAGAUCUAUUGCAAUACAUUGCAGCACGAGGCAUCCAGAAACUUUGCUUUGAGCAAAGUUUCCGAGGCUGAGGCAAGCUUCGCAGAGUUCGACGAGCUUUUCGAGGACUUCGAAGACGCCGACUUCCAGAAGUCGAUUCGAAACUCUCUCCGCUUGUCCUUACAUAUGGAGGCCCCAAAGCUUCGGCUUUGGAAGGGCAGGCCCAUGGCGAUGGACGUGGUCCAAGGCCGCGAAUCUCCCAACUGUGGGCUUCUUGUAGCCAUGGCUGCCAUUGCUGACCAUCAUGAUGGCUACCUAGUACGUCAGUUGUUCCCACAAUUCCAGGACUCGGACUCUGACAGGUCUGACAGCAAUGGCGAUCCUACCUUGAACUCAUCUGGCUGCUACGUCGUCUCCCUUUUCCUCCACACCAAGAAUUCUAAUUUGGAGAAGUUCAAGAAGCACCACCCGAGCUUGAAAAGUGGUCAGGACAGGGUCAUCCUAGACACCACGUCAAGGUCAGAGACGCUGACCAGGGGCUCGUGGCGCAGCAUCGUGAUCGAUGACAAACUUCCCAUGGACAGUAUGGGGCGCCUGGAAAACUGCCAGUUUACCACAAACAAUGUGUGGCCAUGCCUUCUGGAGAAGGCCUUCGCAAAGGCUUGUGGCAGCUACUCGCAGACGUCCUACGUCAGGCUGGCGGAUGCUUUGGUGAUGCUGACGGGCCAGAGCACUUUCCAAAUUGACCUCACCGAGUUGUUCCAGAAGGAGAAGCGCCAGCUUUGGAAGGACCUUGGAGAGUACCAGAAGUCCGGGAUUCUCAUGACGGCAGCCAUCUACGACCUUGCGCCUUUCUUCGACACUGGCUCACGCGGCUCGACAACUGGAAACGGCUUGCAGCGGAACCAUGCAUACACUAUCUUGGAGACAAUGUCCAUUAUCUUGGACCUGACCGGGGAAGUGCUCUCGCUAGUGAAACUCCGCGAUCCCCAUGGCCGGACCACGUACACGGGGUCCUGGUGUCCCCGCUGGCCACGCUGGCCAGCUAGUCUCCGGCAGAAGAUUCAUGGAAACGACCGAGGCGUUUUUUGCAUGACGUGGCAGGAUUUCCUGGCCACUUUCCAUGAAGUCAACAUUUGCAAGGCGGCUAAAGCACAAAGUGCAGCCGUGAACGCUUGCUUGGAUCUGCUUGGCCGUGUUCGAGCGCGACAGGCUCCGGGAGGUGAGCAGCCGGAGGAAGCCUGGCAUGGCUGGACACUGCAGUCCACGCCGGGCGGGCGUUUCUUUCACCACCACGCGGCAUCGGGGACCAGCCUGUGGGAGACGCCUCCAGAGCUGGUACCUGUUCUUGGGGAGUGGCGCGAGGUGGGAGAUCCAGGGGCCAUGUAUUGGUACAACGACAAGCUCGGGACAAGCUGCUGGAAGGACCCACGGAACUGCUUCAGCAUCCAUGAGGCUGCCCUAGAUGGGAACAUGGCCUAUCUGCGGCUGUAUGCCAUGGCAAAGGGCUUUGUCGAUGCUGUGAACCUCAAGGGCCGGUCCGCCCUCCACAACGCAGCGGCGGCCGGACAGACCGAGGUUGUCGCCCAUCUUCUUCACGAGAAGGCGGAUGUGAGCUUGCCGGACCAGGGCCUCUCCACACCGUUACACUGGGCCUGUCGAUAUGGCCAUGAAACAGCCGUGCAGCUGCUCCUGCAGGCCGGUGCAAAUGUGGAUGGUGGCAACAUGUCUGGGACCAAGAACCUGUACUUGAUGGUCUGUAUGGCCGUUCGCAUCCUUUCGUGCCGAGGCUGGGCGAUACGCCUCUGCACGAGGCUGCUGGAUUGGGUCAGGCAAGGCCUUGCCCUCACAAUUCAGCACAAGAAGAUUUCUGUGGUCAACUACACCUGCCAGAUCACAAUUCUGCCUACGCUGAUGGCCGCCAAUGCCAAUCCAUUGGCCCGAAAUGCAGAGUAG
Symbiodinium natans is the source of this 2340-nucleotide messenger RNA. Lineage: Eukaryota; Dinophyceae; Suessiales; Symbiodiniaceae. The record is from the annotation of a GenBank genome assembly.